Molecule: messenger RNA, 2650 nt
Organism: Eriocheir sinensis (Chinese mitten crab)
Lineage: Eukaryota; Metazoa; Arthropoda; Malacostraca; Decapoda; Varunidae
Product: nascent polypeptide-associated complex subunit alpha, muscle-specific form-like
Exons: 3
Coding region: 530-1522 (330 amino acids)
Cellular component (GO): extracellular matrix
Source: RefSeq, a predicted model, not a curated record
AAGGGGUCACCUUUACUUCUGAUGUGCCUCCUCUUGCCAUAGAAUACGUAUCACUAUAGAAAUUUCUGUGAUAGACUAUUAGAGCAAGUUAUAUCAUCCAUAAAUAAAGGAAUUUCGAUUACUAUGGUGAGUCUUGCAGCAUUUAAGGGGUCAUUUUCCUUCUGGCCUGCCUCCUCUUGCUCCAGAAUAAAGUCAAUAGCCUGCAGGCCGUGAAGGUUAAGGGGCUGCAUUCCCUCGUAGGCCGUCCAUUGCGCACCAGCUAACGGGAGGCGCGGGAAGGCUGCGUCGCGCGGUGCCAGGUCGCUGAGGCUCAAAACCCACGUGCUCGCGGCCUUGCCAGUCAGUGUGUGUGUGACCGUCGUGGAAGGUAGAGCCUGCGAGUCCCUGUGGAGAAGGUGGGCGUCACGUGCUUUGCUUUGGUGUGUGUGUGUGAGAGAGUGUAUGUCGUGGAGGCUCUGGGUGUACUCGUGGGAGGUGGCGCCGUGGGGUGUGACCAGGCGGGUGUUCCGGGAGGUGUUGAAAGCGAGAGAUGACCCCCCCGUCCCCCCUGCUGGUGCUGCUGCUGGUGCUGGCCGUGGGCGGACCUUCACUCUCCCCCGCCCACGCACUGCCCGACGCCCACACCCAUGACCAGGGCUCCUACUCCUUCGCCUACGCCGUCGACGCCCCUGAGUACAAGAACUUCUAUGACCGGGAGGAGGCGCGUCUGGGGCAGGAGACUCGGGGCCGCUUCCGCGUGGCUCUCCCCGACAACAGACUCCAGACGGUGACCUACAGGGCCGACGGCAACGGCUACACGGCCAGCAUCUCCUACGACCAACACCCGAGCUUCGAGGCGCUGCGGCAGUCCGUGGGGCCCAUCCGCUCCGCCCCCGAGGUCGGCCAGUCCGUCCUUGAUGGCCUACGACGCGGCGAGAACUGGAAGCACCACAAAGGCUCAAAGGAUGACGCCCGCCCUGAGUUGGGGUCGUCCCUUGGCGGCCACGGCACUUCCAAUAACUUUGUCGUGCCCACACCCACGCCCACACGCCCGCGCGCCCGCCCUACACCCACGCCGACACGCCCCUACCCUGCGCACCCACGCCCCACGCCCACACAUUCGCGUCCCGGACCCUCUCACACCAACACACCCGUAAGGACGCCACGCCCAAGCUACCGACCCCGGCCCUCGCAGAGACGCCCCUCGACUACCCACCGCCCCGCACGACCAGAAACGACUCCACGACGGACCACUGCCGCCUCGUCGCCGCCGCCGAGAGGACACCCGCCCCCUUCGCCUGCUCUUGCCGCCCGCCCCUCCCCGACCCCCACCCUGUCCCCGAGGCCCUUCUCCGCCGGCGACACGGAGGACUCGGCCAUCCUGAACAGACUAAUCGAGGCCAUCAAAAAUAAGUUGGUUGACGACAAAAAGCCGGAGGGGUCGAGCGGGGGGCGUCCGCACACCAAGAAGCCGUACAGCAUCGCGGACCGGGAGAGUGUUCGCAAGCGGCUGGAGGCGGUGGUGCACCAGGCCAAGUACUAGACGCCCCCCUCCCCCCCUCCCCCCUCUCCCCUCCCCUCCGCCACUUCCACCUUCACAAUAACUCUCGUUCCUUCACGUCGCUUUCACCGAAGUCUGAAAGCUUUGCUCCAUUUACAACUUUCUUUAGUUUUCCUUGUGUUGAAUCCAUCGCGUAAACAGCCAACACACGAACAGUCUUCUCUAGUAUCCUCAAGGGGGAGCGUUAGUUUUUCGAGUCGCCGCAGGACGUUCCGACGCCUCCUGUAUCCAUUAGUAUCCAGGGACAAAUCCACAUGAUAACAAACCCUUCUUUUAACAUGUAUAAGUUUAGCCUUUUUCCCUUACUCAUCGUCGUCUGUGUCCCAGUGGCGCCGUCCGUGCAAGGUCACCGCCGGCGCCAUGACCGUCGUUGCCGUGUCCUUGGAGGCCCAACCCAAGCAGUCAACAGGUGCGUCAGUGACAUUGAAAAUUUAUAUAAGCUUACUACGAACUUGACUCAGCCAUCACUACAUGAGUCGGCAGGAUGAAGAAGACACGCAGAGUCACUUAAUCACACCUACAGCAGCUAGCAAACAGGUGCACUAGAGGUUUGGGAGAUGUGUUUAGACUUACCUCACCGACCAGGAUGAUAAAAAAUGAAUAACAAAGAAUAGAAAAUAAAAAAAAGAAGACACGCGGGACCACUUUAGCGCACCUACAGGAACUACAAAACAAGUGCAACAGAGAUCCUGGAAAUCCACUUAAAACCCACCUCGCCGACCAGUAUGAUACGAUAAAACAAGCAGGUGUGGGCUCACUUCGACACGCCUGAGGGAUGGAACACGACUCAGGACCAUACUUGGCCCUCCACGGCGCGGCGGGAACGUGGACUGGAUCGCAAGCCGGAAACACCUCCCUUUCUGGGCUCGGGUCAGGCACGGGUCAAGGUCACCGUGAGUCACCCAGCCACACGCCGCCCUGAAACUCCUGCCGCGGGGGAGAGAUCAAACCCGCCCAGACAACUUCCCCCGUAGACUCGCCACAAGACCCACCCAAAAUGAGACCCGUCACCCCAAAAAACAUGAAACAGCUCCGUCACCCCAAGACCCACCCAAACUGAGACCCGUCACCCUAAGACACACAAAACAGCUCCGUCACCCCAAGACACAC